UGGCUCGGCUUUUGAUUGGCUGCCUCGGGAAGGGCACGAGGCUGCCAUUGGCCGAACGAGGAGAAGGGCCAACGGCGACCCGCGUACGGCAGCCUCGGAGGACCAAGACCGGCGAGACGGGAGGGCCCGGAUGGGGACGGCCGAGGAGUGCUGCGGUGGCCGGGCUCCCGGCGUGGGCUCGGAGCCCCCCGAGACUGGCCCGUUUUUCACCCUGGCCGAGGUGGCGAAGCGCAGCACCGACAAGGAGGCUUGGCUGGUCAUCCACGACCGCGUCUAUGACGUCACCGGCUUCCUCUACGAGCAUCCAGGUGGAGAUAAAGUUCUGCUUGAACAAGCUGGCAGAGAUGCCACAGAGAACUUUGAAGAUGUUGGCCACUCCAUGGACGCUAAAGAAAUGCUCAAGCAGUACCUCAUAGGAGAGGUCCAUCCGGAUGAUUGCAAACCUGAUGCCUCCAAGGUUCCAAGCACAUUCCAUGAGUCAAGCUUCUGGACGGUCUGGCUGAUUCCCAUCCUGGGGGCAUUGGUUCUUGGCUUAAUGUAUCGCUACUACGUAAUGGAUGGAAGAUCCUCCUGACCUGAUUUUGCAGAACCUUUAGAAGCAGGACAUUACCUGCAUCCAUGUCAUGCCGCUGAAAGCUGUAGGUGUUUCCUAACUUCUGAUUGCUUCCAGACGUCCUUCACUUUUAUCUGUCAGUUUAGUUCCUCUGCCACCUGCAAAGCCAAGCAGGGAUCUAGGGAAGCCAUCAUCCUUGCUGUAAGCUCCAGGAACUGUGGAUUCACAUCAUUCCAUUGUGAUGUGCUUUUUCAGGCCUCGGCUACAAGUCCUUUUUAUUUGAUGGGUACUGAUGUUGCGGCGUAGCAGGCUCUGACUUGUGCCAGCUUGUCUCAUCAAGCAGCUUCAGCAGCUGGUGUGCAGCCAGCUUUCCAACAAGAAAUUACUGCACCAGCGUCUGCCAACGGGGCUUGCUUGGGAUGAUUUUCUCUAGGUUCCUCCUAUACUUGGAUUUUGAAACAGUUAAAGUAACUAUGUAUUUUUAAUCAUAUUUGAGUUUACAUGGUCUGAAUUGACUGUAUGCCUUCUGAACUGGUCUGUUCUGCAAUAAAAGUCUCUCUGGACCAGC
Messenger RNA from Candoia aspera, 1121 nucleotides. Its product is annotated as cytochrome b5. Gene Ontology annotation, cellular component: intracellular membrane-bounded organelle; mitochondrial outer membrane. Gene Ontology annotation, molecular function: heme binding. The transcript has 5 exons. Lineage: Eukaryota; Metazoa; Chordata; Lepidosauria; Squamata; Candoiidae. Bases 131 to 574 code for a protein of 147 amino acids. The record is from RefSeq and is a predicted model, not a curated record.